CGGACCCGCCGCGUCCCGGGCCCGGGCCGGGGCCGCCGCACGGAACAGGAAGUGUCGCCGGGAGCCGGGAAAGGCUCGGCGGGGCUGAACGGAGCCCGAGCCCAGCGAGGCCCCUCCCCGAGCGGCCGGCGGAGGACGAUGGGGGCGGCCGGGCUGCUGUGGGCCCUGCUGGGGGCCCUGCUGCUCCCGCCGGUGGCUGCAGAUGAGGGGAUCCUGCACGCCUCUGGGAGCGGGCUGCCCCCUGUGACUAAGGAUUACUGCAUCAUUUACAAUUCUAAGUGGACAUCUCUUCCAAAAAGCCUGGACAAUGCUACUUUCAGGACUCUGGAAAACCUGACUUCCACAGUCCUCUGCAGUUCCUCUGAAGUUCCUUCUGGCAUCAUGAAGGACAAAGCAGUUGUAGUGAUGAGAGGAAACUGCACCUUUCUGGAGAAAGCAAGAAUUGCACAAAGUUUGGGUGCUAAAAUGCUGUUGAUUGCCAGUAAAUCCAGGCUGUCUGCUAUUUCAGAUAACAAGACUGAUACUGAAGAUGUGACUCUUCCAGUUGCUCUUAUAAGAUACAAUGACAUAGUAGAUAUGCAGCUGACACUUGGAAAUGAAGUUAAUGUGACUCUGUAUUCACCACCUUUGCCAGAGUUUGAUUACAGCAUGGUUGUCAUCUUCCUCAUUGCUGUGUCUACAGUGGCACUGGGAGGCUACUGGAGCGGAGUAGCAGAACUGGAGAAUCUGAAAGCAAUUGCAAGUCCAGGGGAGAGAGAAACCAGACGGAAGAAGGAGGAAAAUGUUACCUUCACCCCUUUAACAGUUAUCUUUUUUGUUGCCAUCUGUUGUGUCAUGCUGGUCUUACUUUAUUUCUUCUACAAGUGGUUAGUGUAUGUUAUAAUAUCAGUCUUCUGCUUGGCCUCUGCAAUGAGUCUGUACAACUGUCUGGCAGCACUAGUAGGAGAAAUCCCAUUUGGGCAGUGCAGGAUCACAUGUUGUAACAAAACCAUUGAAGUGAGGCUCAUUUUUCUUGCUGUGUUCUGCACAGCAGCAGCUGUUGUCUGGGCAGUGUUUCGAAAUGAAGACAGGUGGGCUUGGAUUUUGCAAGAUAUUUUGGGAGUUGCCUUCUGCCUAAACUUCAUUAAAACACUGAAAAUGCCCAACUUUAAGUCCUGUGUAAUACUUCUAGGCCUUCUCCUUCUAUAUGAUGUGUUUUUUGUCUUCAUAACACCAUUUAUCACGAAGAAUGGGGCAAGUAUAAUGGUUGAAGUUGCAGCUGGUCCCUUUGGAAACAGUGAAAAGAGUGAUGGAAACUUGGUGGAAGUCCCUACUGAACGCUCAGCUCCCCAUGAGAAAUUACCUGUGGUUAUUAGAGUGCCUAGACUUGAACACUCUGCAUCGACACUGUGUGACUUGCCAUUUUCCUUGUUGGGUUUCGGAGACAUUAUUGUCCCAGGGCUUCUGGUUGCCUAUUGUCGAAGAUUUGAUGUUCAAACAAGUUCAUCUUCUGUAUACUACAUUUCCUGCACAAUAGCUUAUGCUGUUGGUAUGGUGCUGACUUUCAUUGUUCUGGCAUUAAUGAAGAUGGGACAACCUGCCCUUCUCUAUCUUGUACCGUGUACACUCAUCACCAGCUCUCUUGUUGCCUGGAGGCGCAAAGAGAUGAAGAAGUUUUGGAAAGGAAGCAGUUACCAGGUAUCGGACUCAUCCAGGACGCCUUUGCUACAAGAUGAUGGAACACCUGGAUUACACAGGAAAUGAAGAAAGCACAGCAUCAGCCACUGAACACCCUGGAGGACAAUAACAUGUGGGAUCCUGAUUCAAAAUGACAUUUGAAUUUUCAACAAAUGAAUUACACUAAAUUUGAUGAAAUUUUACAAGAGUGUUUCCUACUCUGUGUAAAAGGGUUUUUUUAUCCCUGCACCUAUAUUUUUAUGGAAAAUAUUGUUAAGGACAUAAAAGUAAUCAAAAUAGACUUGCAUUUUUACAGCCAAACCAUAGCUAGUAAAACCGUGCCUUAUUUCGAUUUAAAUAAAAGGAUCUUUUCUAUGCAAUUUUCCAACUGUGUUUCUAUACAGUAUAUUUUUGUACAAGUUGCUUGCCCAUAUCGGUUUGAUGCAUGAAUUGUUUUUUUAAAUCUUGGAUUGACUAGUCAAGUUUCUUUAAAAGAAAACACAGUGUCUUUCCUAGGGUUUCUUUCCAGAUUUUGAAUGCACCGUUGGAUUGUAAUGCAACUAUAGCAACUGAAGAAUGAAAUUAUAGUUCCAUUACUACAAAUAAUCCAAUAGGCAGUGUGUGUGUGUCUAUGUAAGCCAUAAAAUCAAUACCAGGGCAAAUUUAGCAUGGGGUUGUGAGCUCUUCCUCCCUCCCCCCUGCCCCUUUGUAUCACUGGCUUAUGCCUUAACUGUGAAAAUUGCUAAGCUUGGGUGCAAGUCUUUGGAUUGUAUACAUCACCAAUCAUAUAAAAAAUAAAAUAAGGGGAGGGAAAUGGUCCUGAAAACUUCUGUGCAGCUGGAAUAGUUGACAAACACGAUGGUGCAAAAGGCAAGAGGGUUUUUUGCUCAAUAAAUGCUAUUUUGGGGCGUGGUGUGAAAUGUUAACUCUGGCCUGGUUCUUCUCCUGGUGAAGAGUAGGUCUGUACUAGGUCUGUAUUCGUGGUCUUCGUUUGGCUGUGGAUCAGUUCAAAGGGAUGGAGGAAAACAGGACAGAAAUUUUUUUUUUUUUUUACCUUUUGCAUCUGCACCAUACUUUUUUUAAAACUGUUUUUUAAAAUUCUUUGCAAUUGAUAGACAAAACAGGUUUGAAUAGUGAUAGUAGUGCCUGUGUUAGUGAAAGCCAAUGCAUGUGUUUAACUCGUUUAAUCUUGUUUUAGCUCUUAAAGACUUGGAAAAGGAUAAAUAGUUUAAAUCAUUAUUUGCAUUUAGAAGAGUCUGAGUCUAUUUGACACUUGUUCUUUUUUUCAGGAAACUGCAAAUUGAGGGGGAUUAGGCAUAAAAAAUUUGUAUAACUGUAAUGCUAACAACCUCACACCAAAGAAAACUGGAGAAGGCAACAACCUUGGGAGACCAUUGAGUUCACUUAGUGCUAAAGUCAGGUAGUUAUUAAAGCAUUUUUCCUAUUCUUUGAAUGAAUGGUCAUUCCUAUAGCCAGCACAGGUUCAAGAACCCUGGGAAAACAACCGAGUAAGCACAUGCUGGGCAGAGGCACUGAAGACUUUCCUGCAGUGCCUCAUGCAAGUGCCUCCCUGUUUGUCUGAAGGUCACCUCUGGACAUUUAUAGUUAAUUUGGGGCACUUCAGCUCAGGAAAACUUACCCAGAUUAAAUCUGGUUUAGCUAGAUUUACUGUGAAAGUAUGCUAAUUAAGGCACUUGUAAAUCUAUAUUGGCAGUUAACAAAGGCUUACUGCAAAUUCGCAGCUUUAUGUAAUUUAUAUCAAGUUUAAACUUUUGUUUGCGAGAGUGAGGAGCAGACAGACUGACAACCUGGAUGUCAGUCGUGUCCAUUCACACGGAUUGACCGUGGUGCCAGUUGAUACGGGUAAGAUAAACACCUUGUUUGCAGCUUCCCUAAGGAAACAGGAAUUACAAGCCGUUUUUGUAUGUUAGCAGUUCCCCUCCUUGAUUUGAGCUUGAACUGACAGCCUCAGAAUGCAAUGGUCAUCUUCAGUUUUUGUUUGACUGGCGUGUCAUAAAUUACAGCAUACCUCAGUGUUCCAAUAGCAGACUGAAAAUGUGUCUUCUGAUGUGUUGUCGUGCUCUUUGACAUGCCCAGUAUCUGCCAAAGUUCAGUGGUUUUGAAGAAGUUUCUGAAAAUUCCUGAAGCAGAUAAAGAAGUCAUAACUCAUUCAAAGUCAUGCAGCCUUCAGAAGCUUCACAAACCUAUGUUAUAUGACUUCUUUAUCUCUUUGAAAUCUUCUGCGUGGAGGAUUUAUUAAAUUUUCAACUAUAAUUGAUAAUGAAAUUAGUAUAAAUAAAGACUUUUGGCAAUGUAAAUGUGUUCAGCAGCUGGCUGUGGAAGCUGUGUCUUGUUCUGUGCCUAAUAAUGCUCCAUGCCUGAUCAUGCCUGAGGUUUCACACACGUGCUGCAGUUUAAUGGGGUGUAAACUAACCUUUUCCUUUCAAAUGCUUAGGUGCUUUGUUUACAAAAAUUAAAAUGGAGUUUAAAAUUUUAUAUAAAUAGUAGGUUAGUAUUGACUACUGAAAUGAGGUUUUUUAAGUUCGAUAGAACUGAUUGCAACACUUCUAGCAAUUUUGAAUGUUUUUAAUAUUAAAUUUGGUUGAGCUAAACACUGUUAAAAGCCUUGUUAGUCAUCCUUUAGUAGAAAAAUCUUACUACCUUCUCAUUGUAUGUUUACUGACAACAACCUCCUUCCUUAUGGCUCUUUAAGUUAUCACCUUAAGAAUGUUAUUAAUAAAUGUUAC
Molecule: messenger RNA, 4403 nt
Organism: Myiozetetes cayanensis
Lineage: Eukaryota; Metazoa; Chordata; Aves; Passeriformes; Tyrannidae
Gene: SPPL2A
Product: signal peptide peptidase like 2A
Exons: 17
Coding region: 139-1743 (534 amino acids)
Biological process (GO): membrane protein proteolysis
Cellular component (GO): lysosomal membrane; cytoplasmic side of endoplasmic reticulum membrane; lumenal side of endoplasmic reticulum membrane
Molecular function (GO): aspartic endopeptidase activity, intramembrane cleaving
Source: RefSeq, a predicted model, not a curated record